CAGUGUACCAAGUAAGUGACCGCACCUGGACCAGCCAAGUAACUUUCCUUACAGCGUUACUGACUUUGCAGCAGAUACCAUGUCAUCUUCAGCUGGAUCAAGCAGUCCCAUACCGUCUGGAGGGAGUGUGUGUACAUCACUUCCAGAACUCUUGAUGUUAGGUGAAUUUGUUUUUGGUGGCCUAGUUUGGAUCCUUGUGGCUUCAGCUCGAGUUUCACUCCCUGGUGAUCAAGGCUGGGUGAUGUUUGUUUCGGUCUUCUGUUUUGUUAUAACCACGCUGCUGCUCAUCCUGUACACAGCUGGAGUUCAGAACCGUUCCUCUGCGUGGACUGUGGUGGAUGUUUUCUACCACUUCAUUGCAGCAGUGUUCUAUUUAAGUAUUGCUGUUUUGGAGGCCAGUGACACAAGGUUUACUCUAAUCGCGAUGAAUCCAAAGAAUUACAGAAUCAAUAUUGCUGCCACAGUUUUUGCAUUUGCGGCUACCUUACUGUAUACGACGCAUGCCAUUUGGUCGAUAGUGAGAUGGAAGAAAUCCUCAUGAACGAGAAGACAAGCAGCACAUACCCCCAGAAGAUUUUACCGUCUUCCCAAACCUGUUGAUUUGUCCUUCCUUAAUAUUGUUUUAUAUCCAUCUUUAAUGCCACUGUGAUUACAGUGUUUAUGUAUAACCAUGAAAGUACACAUACAAUUGAUGCGUUGCCGAAAGUCCCUGAUAUGUUCAGUUUGAGUGACAUAUCCUUUUGAUAUCUUGUUCCAUGUUAAUAAUACAUAUCUCAAUAAAGCAGAGGUACGAAUCAAGCCUUUCUGCAUGGAGAUUUUAAAACGAUGUUCUAUGUUUUGUUUUCUAUCCCUCCUAAGUGUGUGCAUGAAAAUCCUCAACAGUGCACAUGGAAGAAAAUGCAACAAUUUACCCUACAGCCUCAUAUUUUGGGAAUGUUACAAUACAUAUGGGAUAAGGUACCAGACCAGCAGGCGAACGCUGAAACAAUUAAAAUGCUGAAAAUGAAAAAAAAAUCUUGCAUCAGUAAUGGCUGGGCAUGGUUAGAUUAACCAGAAAGCACCAUGACAUUCAGUAGGCCAGGCAACAUCAUGGACAGAGAAACAGUAACUAUUUUGGGUCAUCAGAACAGGCUGAAUCCUGUGUGGUUCACUAGUAUCCUUCAUAGAAGUGGGCUCACUACCUUUACCUGGUCAGGCAUAACUGUAACUGCAGCCUAUGGAGACAUACCUCUGAAACGUUCUAACUGCCUUGAAGUGUUGAAGGCAACUAGGAAUAGGCGACAAAUGCUGACCUUACCAUCAAUGUCUGUAUCCUAUGAAAACACGUUUUAAAGAAGCAUGAUACAAUUCAUUUCUAAUGCUUGGACAUAGCACUACAUUGAACUGAACUGAACUACGCUGAACAUUCCUAGACUAUUUCGAUGACUUUGUGUUUCGCCGUUUUAUAUUCUGUGUUUUUCGCUCGUCUUUUGCCAUUUGAAUGACUUGUUGCUUUUUUUAAAAUGUUUUCUUUGAAAGGGUUCUGAGGUGUUCCUUUGUUUCGUUGCUGUCUGUGGGAAGACGAACCUCAAGGUUGUAUUCUGCAUAUGUGCUUCGAUAAUAAAUGUCCUUUGAAUCUUUGAACAUGAAUGUUGUUGCUGGAAGAAUUUAGGUCAGGACGGAUUGCACUCUCUUAAAAGUUCGACUUGUCAGAUUUUCCACCCUUUGAUCUUAUUUGGAUGGUGAGCCAGGGUUCACCCUUGAGUACAGACCUAUCUUCCUUAUUACCUUGCCUACACAGAGGAAUCUGUCAUCCAGGGGUAAAGGGGGAGGAACCUCAAAUGAAUGAUAUCUGAGGCCCAACACAAGACUGAAGGACAACUCCUCGUCUUUAACUUAGAAUAAUUCAAACAAUAAGCAUAUUUUCCAGUUUUUGAUAAUGCACUAUUUUUCUCUGUCCUUGGCUUUCUCCAUGGCCAAGGUGAAACCAAACGCAAGCUUGAACAUCACCUUAUAGUCCACAUUGAUACCCCACAUCCAGUUUUUGGUAGCCCAUGUCUCCUUUGUUCCCUUCUUACUCCUAGUGGUCCAUCUGGAUUCUCCCUUCCCCCACCCAAACCCCUGAUCUAGGUUCAGUUCCAUCUGGUUCCAUCUGCCCUUCACCCAUUCCCAUCACCUCCUUCCUGUAUACUCUCAGUUCCGAUGCAGGGUCUCGACAGAUUCUGCCUGACCCACUGUUUACGAUGGUGCUGGUGAAUUCCAGCGACUUCUGGCAGGUGGCUAAUGAAACAAGGAAAGCAACUAAAUACUUUGUUAAUCACUUUUUAUGCCAAAUGAUAAUCCCAAGCAAUAGUCUGUGACUUCUCUUUGGAUUUAGAGGUAGAACUGAGGCGAGGUGAGACAGCCGGCCUGUCACCGAGAGCGAGGAAGUUCCAAGGUUCGAUCAAUGCAAGCACCAGGCUGAAUUGGAGAGGCCAGGUGAAAAUCGAAUCGAGGCGAUGGGGUCCAUCGAAGCGACUCAACCUGAUGUCAAGAUGGAUCGGACAGUCGGGUACAAUCCGAUUUGAGGCACUCAGGUUCGUGCCUCAGAGUGCAUCGAAGCGACUCAACCUGAUGUCAAGAUGGAUCGGACAGUCGGGUACAAUCCGAUUCGAGGCACUCAGGUUCGUGCCUCAGAGUGCAUCGAAGAGACCGAACCUGAUGCUUGGACGAUGACUUAAGCGCUGGGCCAAAUUGGAAUGGUCGGGUGCAGGCCAAAUCGAAGCGGCGGGGUCCAGGCCCAAGACUGUAUCAAAACGACAGAAUCUGAUGUCCGGACCAGGUCUUAGACGCCAGGCUGGGUUGAAAAAGUCAGGGUGUCGGGUCUUGACGCAAGGGUUGGGCUCUGUGCUGAACUAAGUUUCUGGGGAUGGACUCUCUUCGUGGACUUCAGUUCUGUUUGCUUGUGUUUAUUGUUUGCACGACUUGCUUUGUCCUCUCUGCAUGCUGGGUGUUUGAUAGUCUUUUUUUUAAUGGGUUCUAUUGGGUUUCUUCGUUUUGCGAAUCUCAAGGCUGUAUAACGUAUACACACUUCAUUAAUAUAUGUACUUCGAACUUUUGAACUUUGAAAUCCAAGGU
Hypanus sabinus (Atlantic stingray) is the source of this 3096-nucleotide messenger RNA. RefSeq names its product myelin and lymphocyte protein-like. The record is from RefSeq and is a predicted model, not a curated record. Gene Ontology annotation, biological process: myelination. Gene Ontology annotation, molecular function: structural constituent of myelin sheath. The coding region runs from base 80 to 541 and encodes 153 amino acids. Gene Ontology annotation, cellular component: membrane. Lineage: Eukaryota; Metazoa; Chordata; Chondrichthyes; Myliobatiformes; Dasyatidae. The transcript has 4 exons.